UGAGCAAACUGAGCACCAGAAACACAGCGUAAACUGGCCAAGGCCAGCGAGUGGCAGAACCGAGAACUCCGAAGCCAGCGUGCUUUGUCAUAUCUCUUUCUGGGUGGGGUUACAGCAGCAACGACAAAGUAUUACAUCGCUCACGGACAGUUGCUGGCAAGAUUUUACUCCGCCCCUAUCUCUGGCUCAGGGUCCAUCAGGUGAUGACAAACGAGCUCCUGUGGAAUUGUGGGUAGAUACGGGUAGUUGCUGGUAAAAGAAAGGAUUCCUAAACACCUCCUUGCUUAGUCUUUCCUCCUCAUUUUGCUCAGGGUGCACGCAACCCUCAAGCACUAGGACCGUGAGGAAUCCAGCUGGCAAUGGCAUCUCUGUUCACUGCCAGAAUUCGGUUUCGGCUCCUGCAAGUUAUGGGCUUUUUUAUAGGUCUCGUAGGCCAAGCCGUUCGAGCCUUUGGCGGUCCCAAGUUGGGCUCAAUGAUCACACGACCUGUGAGUGAACCAUUACUCCUGCUUUCGGGGGUGCAGCUGGCCAAGCUGAUCCGACAGAGGAAGGUGAAAUGCAUAGAUGUUAUUCAGGCUUAUAUCAACAGAAUUAUGGAUGUGAACCCACUGAUCAACGGAAUUGUAAAAUACCGGUUUGAAGAAGCUAAGAAGGAGGCUCAUGCUGUAGAUAUGAAGCUCUUGGAGAAUUGGGAAGAUGAUGCCACCCUGGAAAAAAAAUGGCCCUUCCUAGGGGUUCCUUUGACAGUCAAAGAAGCCUUCCAGCUGCAAGGUACUCCUAACACUUCUGGCCUUGUGAAUCGUCGUAAUGUCAUUUCCAAAACUGAUGCCACUGUAGUGGCUUUACUGAAGGAAGCUGGUGCCAUUCCCCUUGGCAUAACCAACUGUAGUGAGCUGUGCAUGUGGUACGAAUCCAGCAAUAAGAUCUAUGGCCGAUCCAACAACCCCUAUGAUUUACAGCAUAUUGUAGGUGGAAGUUCUGGUGGUGAGGGCUGUACGCUGGCAGCUGCCUGCUCAGUGAUUGGUGUGGGCUCAGAUAUUGGUGGCAGUAUACGGAUGCCUGCAUUCUUCAAUGGCAUAUUUGGACAUAAACCUUCGCCAGGUGUGGUCUCCAACCAGGGUCAGUUUCCUAUGGCCAGGGGAGUCCAGGAGCUGUUUCUAUGCACUGGUCCAAUGUGCCGCUAUGCUGAAGACCUGGUCCCCAUGCUGAGGGUCAUGGCAGGACCUGGGAUCAAAAAGUUAAAACUAGAUGAAAAGGUAAAUUUAAAGGACUUGAAAUUUUACUGGAUGGAACAUGAUGGUGGCUCAUUGUUAAUGUCCAGAGUGGACCAAGAACUCAUUAUGGCUCAGAAAAAGGUGGUGGCUCACCUGGAAACUGUGCUAGGAGCCUCAGUUCAACAUGUUAAACUGAAGCAAAUGAAAUAUUCCUUUCAGUUAUGGAUCACAAUGAUGUCAGCAAAGGGACAUGAUGGAAAGGAAGCUGUUAAAUUUAUUGAUCUGCUUAAUAGCCAUGGGAAGCCCAUCAGCCCUCUGUGGGAAUUGAUCAAAUGGUGCCUGGGCCUAUCAGUGCACACCAUCCCUGUCAUUGGAUUGGCCUUAUUGGAAGAAAAGUUCAAAUAUGACACUGAGAAAUACAAAAAGUUCAAGGCAAUGAAAGAAAGCCUGCUUAAAGAGUUGGUGGAAAUGCUUGGUGACGAUGGCGUUUUCUUAUAUCCCUCCCAUCCCACAGUGGCUCCCAAGCAUCAUGUUCCUCUGACAAGGCCUUACAACUUUGCUUACACAGGUGUCUUCAAUGCCCUGGGUUUGCCUGUGACCCAGUGCCCAUUGGGUCUGAAUACCAAAGGACUUCCUCUAGGUAUCCAGGUCGUGGCUGGACCCUUUAAUGAUCACCUGACCCUGGCUGUGGCCCAGUACUUGGAGAAAAGUUUUGGCGGCUGGGUCUGCCCUGGAAAGUUUUAGUAUGACCUUCUCAAGGUCGUGUGUGUGUUUCUAUAAGUUGAGUGAGAUAAAGUACCAGCAAACAGGUUGAGAAAAAACAACUGCAGAAUUAUCUACUUGUUCAGUUAUUCGUUCCAGUCUCCUUUCCUUUAAUAAGUGCUGACUUUAAUAAAAUGAUAAUAUUUGA
This is a messenger RNA of Pteropus alecto (black flying fox), 2124 nucleotides long. It is a transcript of the gene FAAH2, whose product is annotated as fatty acid amide hydrolase 2. The transcript has 12 exons. The record is from RefSeq and is a predicted model, not a curated record. Bases 360 to 1958 code for a protein of 532 amino acids. NCBI's taxonomy places the organism in Eukaryota, Metazoa, Chordata, Mammalia, Chiroptera, Pteropodidae.